GGUCAUGGAUUCACAGCCAGCUGCAGCACAAUGAACACAGAUCAUUUGUUUCACAUUGCUUGAGUUAGAGCCUUCGUGACCAGCUGCAAGUUUGUCUUCUCAGAAGCACCCAAUGGAUGCAGGGGUUUAAUACCACACAAGUAAUGCUGUAGGUUAUAAAAGCACAGCAGGACUGAAGAUGAGAGCUUGCCAAAAGCUCCCUCAUCUCAUUUAAUCGGAUAUUGUAACACUUUUUUCAGUGCCAAGCACUGUGAGGCAGCUUGUUACUUGCUGUAAAUUCCACUAAUAAGAGGAUUCCAGAGCUGCCUUGUAGCGCUGGUUCAAAGAAAAGGACAGAAUGAGGUUUGGCCAAAUGUAGAAGGAGGGACUAGAGUUUGGCAGAAUGUAGAAAGUGGAAAGUUUAUUCACACGUACAACAGAAAAGAAUCGAAUAGCUGUAUUUUAACUUGUCUGAAAGGCAUACCUUUACUCUGUGGAGAAAUGACCUGGAGAUGGAUUAAACUCUGCACACUUCUUUCACUCUGUACCACUUCAGUGACUGCAGAGAGGAAGUAGCUGCUCCUGGUGUUCAGCUACACAGUGACGUUUCGUUCAUUUUUAUAGCUCACAUGAGUGAUGAAGUACCCACAGCAAAGUGUGCUGAUUUUAACAACACCACCUGGCGAGAAUACAAGCAAAGAACCAAGGUGCGGGUCCAGUACCUGCUUCUAACCCGAAAGAAUGCAGACUGCGCGAGCCUCUUCACCCAGGACUGUCUCAACCACACUCAGCAACAUACCGCAUACUUCAACUCCACACUUCCCACUAAAGUCAUUGUUCAUGGGUACAGGGCUAUAGGCACUAAGCCAUCAUGGGUGAGUGGAUUAGCCCAAGCUUUGUUACAGAAGGAGGAUGUGAAUGUCUUGGUUGUAGACUGGGUCCUUCGGGCGUCCUUUGCCUACAACCUAGUGGUGGAGAACUACAAGGAAGUGGCCUUGCAGAUAUCAAUUCUUAUUAAUCAGCUGACAACCUAUGGUAGUACUCUGGAAUCAUUCCAUUUAAUUGGGGUGAGCCUAGGAGCUCAUGUGGCAGGAUUUGUGGGGACUCUAUUUAAAGGCAAAUUGGGACGAAUUACAGGUCUGGACCCAGCAGGCCCCAUGUUCAAGAACGCUGAUCCGUUCAAUCGUCUGGAUCCCUCAGACGCCAUGUUUGUUGAGGCCAUACACACUGACUCUGACUGUUUUGGCAUCUCUAUUCCUGUUGGACACGUGGAUUUUUUCUUAAAUGGUGGCAAGGACCAAACGGGAUGUGCACAGUCAAGGUUUGCGUCAAUUCUUAUUUACUUUCCAGUGUAUGGCUAUGUGAUCUGCGACCACAUGAGGGCACUGCAUGUGUAUGUAAGCAUGCUGAAUGGCCCCUGUACCCUGACUGGAUUCCCCUGCUCCAGUUAUGAGGACUUUCUAGCAGGCCAGUGCACCAGCUGUGAUAAAGCAUUCAACGGUGCCUGCCCUCAAAUAGGCUUGCUGAAGAACAGUGGGAUAACGGUAUCACCUCUCCCCAAACAAGAGAAAGUCUACCUCCUGACUACAUCUGAAGCUCCUUUCUGUGCUCAACACAUCCUGAUUGAGCUGAAGGUAUCUCCACUGGAGAAGAGUGCUGAGGUGCAGGUCACCCUGAUCUCCAUGAGCGUUGCUGAGACAGAGCAGAGACUCAGGCUACAGACAGACAAAACUGUUUAUAAAAAAGUAGUGGGACAUCCAGAGGCCCUCUGUAAGAUUGAUGCUAUUCAAGUGAAGAAUACUGGAGCCCUAUUAUACAGACAAGGGAACAUUCACUUUGAAUACAUCUGUAUCUCUGAGAUCCCUAAAAUGAGGAGGACCGAUCCAUUGUGUGUGGAGAACAUAAACAUUGGAAGGGGAGCACCAUGGUCACAUGACUUUGUCCAGUUGUGCUGAACUUACUAAGGGAGACAGAAUCUCCUGCACAGUGGACAGAACCUACAGAAGCAAGGUGUCAGAAUGUCCACUUUUAUGUACACUCAUAUAGAAAUUCUAGCAAGGGGAAAAGGGUCCACGUAUAUGUGCACAUGAUCAUAUAAUUGUAUUCGCUUCAUGCUUCAGCAAAAAAACAAAUGAACAAACAUGCACAAUAGGCAGCAGUUCUAUAACUUGGAAGAAAACUGACGCACAAACAACACACAAUGGAAGUGCUACACUUCAAGCCGUGUAAUGUCAAGAGCAUUUAUUAAAGUGUUCUAUUAACAUCUCAUAUUUUACAUGUAUAAUGUGUGAAAUACCAUGUACAAAUGCAUUAGUUGUCAAUAUCGCUUGUCUGCAAUUAAAUAUCACAGAGUAGUACUUAGGACAUUUACCACUGGUAAAUUACUGGAGCUCAGUUUUGUUGGUUUCUUCUGUUUAAUCUCAAAUAUUGCAACAUGGUUAACAUGAACACUAACUGUUAAUGUGUCAGUAGCUGUUUCUUACAUAUUGGAUUAUUCUAACGAGAUACCAUAUACAGUGGCUAUAUUUAAACCUAUAUAUUGUGCCUACAGAACAUUCUGUAAUUAAAAAGUAUAAAACUGUGCCAAAUUAUUGACACGUCUGGUGAAGAUGAGCAAAAAAUGCUAUGAAAAGACCAUUUUUAUUGUUUAACAGUUUAGCAGCUGGAUCACACACUUUAUCAAUUUUAUAAGGAAAAAAUACCCAAGACAAGUAUUAAAUAUUUGGUUGAUGAUGUUGUAUAUCCUUAACAAUAUUCCCUGGGACCCUGAGCUCCACAGCAUCAUGCAUCCACCACCAUACUUCAUUUGGGAUCAGAUUCUUUUCUACCUUGACUCUUUAUAUGUCAAAGCUUACUUCAUAUAUUUGUUGCAAAAAUGCAUUUUUUCUCAUCUAUGGCCAUAGAACCCAGAUCCAGUUUCGAGUUCGGCAAAUUCCAAACUCCCCAUGCUUACACCUGUGGUUUGACAACAAUAGUUUGUUGGUAUACAUUUUUAUGGUUAAAAGAAAUAAUUAUGCUUUUGAGAAAGACUCAUAGAUCUGUUUUAUUUUAAUAUUUUCUUUUUUACUGAAAAGUUAGAUUUCUCUGAUGUUCCCAGUACAAGAUUAAGCUGCUAAAACACAAAGAUAUAUUUAUUUAUAAACAUAUUUUCCAUAGCCUUUCUUGGUAGUCUUUUUUAAGGGUGUCCAUAAUUCUUGGCAAGGGGCAAUGUAAGGCCUUAUCUACUGCAGGCAAUGAAACUGCAGACUGUGAUGUGUAUUUAUUAAAGAAAAUUGGCCCCAAGAAAAUACAGUGAUUUAAUGUGGUAAAAUAAAGACAGUGUAAGUCA
This is a messenger RNA of Colossoma macropomum (tambaqui), 3307 nucleotides long. It is a transcript of the gene pla1a, whose product is annotated as phospholipase A1 member A. NCBI's taxonomy places the organism in Eukaryota, Metazoa, Chordata, Actinopteri, Characiformes, Serrasalmidae. Gene Ontology annotation, biological process: lipid metabolic process. The transcript is spliced from 12 exons. The record is from RefSeq and is a predicted model, not a curated record. Gene Ontology annotation, molecular function: carboxylic ester hydrolase activity; lipase activity. The coding region runs from base 609 to 1934 and encodes 441 amino acids.